Messenger RNA from Alternaria atra, 393 nucleotides. RefSeq lists its product as uncharacterized. Lineage: Eukaryota; Fungi; Ascomycota; Dothideomycetes; Pleosporales; Pleosporaceae. Gene Ontology annotation, cellular component: Golgi membrane. The record is from RefSeq and is a predicted model, not a curated record. The transcript is spliced from 3 exons. Gene Ontology annotation, biological process: vesicle-mediated transport. The coding region runs from base 1 to 393 and encodes 130 amino acids.
AUGAUCAAAUGGGACGGUCCAAAGGUCGACACCAAUUCCGUUCGUGAGCAUACCCCUGUCGACGAUUAUGACCGAGGGUACGGAUACAAGUACCGUAACUGCCACGGUGAAGUCGUCCCAACCAAGCCCGCCAACGGAACCGCUCUACUUGAGUUCCAGAUCCCCCAGCAAGUGGCACGUUAUGCUUCUUUCAUGUUCUCUUUCCUCGGCCGCGGCAUCUUCUACAUCUUCAUCGGCUCGGUUAUCGUGGGUGAGCGCUGGUUCCGCAUCGUACCAGGCACCAUUGUCGGCAUAAUCGGUGUAGGUUACGCUGCUCUGGAGUUCAUUCCUUCCAUUGAGCCCCCAGCGAACAUGCGCGACGCUGACGCUGGCUGGGGCGCUGAGCAAGUCUAA